Phymastichus coffea is the source of this 1752-nucleotide messenger RNA. Its product is annotated as transmembrane protein 165. Lineage: Eukaryota; Metazoa; Arthropoda; Insecta; Hymenoptera; Eulophidae. The coding region runs from base 139 to 1002 and encodes 287 amino acids. Gene Ontology annotation, cellular component: Golgi apparatus. The record is from RefSeq and is a predicted model, not a curated record. The transcript has 6 exons. Gene Ontology annotation, biological process: Golgi calcium ion transport; calcium ion transmembrane transport; manganese ion transmembrane transport. Gene Ontology annotation, molecular function: calcium ion transmembrane transporter activity; manganese ion transmembrane transporter activity.
CUUUUAGGUGAAUCGUAUGGAUAUAUGUACACGUAUAUAGUAUUAAUUAUCGUCUCGUGGAUGCGUUUCAAGUAAUUUUUAGUUGCAAAUUGUUUAGUUUAGUCUUCCAGUGAACAACAAAUAAUUAAUUUAGUGAAAAUGACUAUUAAAAAUAAUCUGUGUUUAUUACUAUUCUUUUUUCCUUAUGUAUUUACCUUUGUUUAUGGAGAAAAAAUGCCAUCUGAUAUAGAAAGAUUACAAUCUUCCAUAGCAUCAGAUAAAAGUUCACCUAGUACACCAGUAACAUCAUUGGAAAAUCUAGGAUUUCUACAUGCAUUUCUUGCCUCGCUUUCUGUGAUUAUUGUUUCUGAGUUAGGAGAUAAGACAUUUUUCAUUGCUGCUAUAAUGGCAAUGAGAUAUCCUAGAUUAACGGUAUUUGCUGGUGCUAUAGGUGCUCUGGCAGUCAUGACUGUUUUAUCAGUGAUAUUUGGCUAUGCUGCUACUAUUAUUCCUCGAGCAUAUACAUAUUAUAUUUCUACUGCCUUAUUUGCCUUAUUUGGUUUGAAAAUGUUAAGAGAUGGCUAUUAUAUGUCAUCAAAUGAGGGACAAGAAGAAUUAGAAGAAGUACAGACUGAUCUCAGAAAGCGAGAAGAUGAAUUGGAAAAAGAAAAUAAUGCAACCCUGCUUCAAGAUCCAGAAACUGGUGUUAUUAGGAAAACUAAAAGAACUACUGCUUUGAUGAUGCUUUCCCGGAUAUUUUUGCAAGCUUUUUCUCUUACAUUUCUAGCUGAAUGGGGUGAUCGAUCUCAGCUUACAACUAUAAUUCUUGCAGCUCGUGAAGAUGUUUAUGGUGUUGUUAUUGGUGCUGUGCUUGGACAUGCAUUUUGCACUGGUUUAGCUGUCCUUGGUGGUCGUAUGAUAGCUCAAAAAAUAUCAGUGAGAACAGUGACACUCAUAGGAGGAGUAGUAUUUUUAAUUUUUGCAUUAACAGCUUUAUUUAUAAAGUCUACUGAAGCUAUGUAGUUUAAGUAAGCUAUUUCAAAUUGUCUGUCUCCUUAUGCUAAAGUUUGCUGUUGAUUAUUGCAUAGAGCUACUCAUUUCUAUGGUAUUAUGGAAGUUUCCAAUUACUCAAGUAGUUAAAAUUAACACACUACUUUAUUUUUACUAGUUACUUAAAAGAGGUAUUUUUGAGAAAAAAUGUUAUUAAGAAAUUCAAAUCCUAUUGAAAAAAGGCUUUAGAUUUUUCUUUUUUAUAUAGUAGUUUGAAAUGAUGUUGAAACUGAUUGUAAUACUAAUCUAUUUUAGCAUUAGGAUGCAGAGUACAACAUUGAUGAUCAAUAUUGUGUAUUAUUUGUAGAUGAUUUCAUUCUAAACCAUAAAAUGAUUUAGUUCAAUUCGAUUAGCUCAAUUGACACAAUUGUUUGAUCAAUUGAUAUUAGAUUGAUUUAACCCUUUCUUAAUUAGAACAAAAUAUUUCUCUAUCAUUAAUAUACAAUGGAAGAAUCAUAAUAUGUACAUUGAUACGGCAAAUUUUGUUAAUUUUUCUGUAAAAUAUAUUUUGUAUCUUAUAGUUUUAAUAUAUUCUAUUCUUUUUUUUACAAAGAUUUAAAUUGUGAUAGAAAGUAUUGUAUAAUGUGUUACAGUCUCGUAAACUAUAAAACUUAAAAAAUAAAGAGGAAAUAUUUUUUUAACCAAUAUUUUAUUUGCUAUCAUUGAAAGAAGUGAAUGUAAGAAAUGCAAGUAUAUAUACUAAAUACUUCUAAAUAAAUAGUC